This is a messenger RNA of Nanorana parkeri, 1271 nucleotides long. It is a transcript of the gene ANKS4B, whose product is annotated as ankyrin repeat and sterile alpha motif domain containing 4B. Gene Ontology annotation, molecular function: protein binding. Bases 40 to 1263 code for a protein of 407 amino acids. The record is from RefSeq and is a predicted model, not a curated record. NCBI's taxonomy places the organism in Eukaryota, Metazoa, Chordata, Amphibia, Anura, Dicroglossidae. The transcript has 2 exons.
UUAUGCAACAGUCCUGCUGAGGCUGAGCAGACGGUGAAAAUGUCCACCAGGUACCACCAGGCAGCAAUAGACGGUUAUUUGGAUAUUCUAAAAGAAGCCACAAGAAAGGAUGUUAAUACAACUGAUGCAGAUGGCAUGUCACCCCUUCUCUUGGCAGCAUAUCAUGGACAUUUGGAUGUCUUGGAGGUUUUGUGCAACCGAGGUGGGGACCCAAACAAAAGUGACAUCUGGGGAAACACACCAUUGCAUCAUGCAGCUGAAAAAGGACAUGCAAAUUGUGUGGCCUUCCUGGUUAAUUUCGGAUCAAAUAUUUUUGCUCUGGACAACAAACACCAUUCACCACUGGAUAUGGCCAACCUAAAAGGCCGCACAGAUUGUGUCAGAAUUCUGGAUGAAGCAGCUAACAAACAGACAUCUUUGAACCCUAAGAGGGUAGCUAAGUUAAAAGAACAAGCCUUGAAAGAUGCUGAAAGGAAAGUCAAAGAGUGUGAGAAGAUCCAAGAUAAACACCAGACUGAGAUGAACAAAACUUUCAACAGAAACAAGACUGGAACAGUCAAUUCAGCAAAGGGAACCCUGUCAGGUUCUGUAGGUGCUCGCUUUUCCACUCCCUCUACUAUAAGUAGUUUGUCCAAAGGGUUAAGGGACACACUACAGUUAAAAAUAAAGAAGAAAGAUAAAAAUACAAUUGAUCAAAACACAGUAACUAACAUCAUUCUUGCCAAAGAUGAAAGUAGUGGAGGCCAUCGUACCAAGGUCACAGAUGUUUUUAGUGAAAGUAAUGAAGGUAUGGCUAUGGAAGAAGGAAAGCAGUCUAUCUUUAAUCGGCCGGGACUUGGGAACAUGGUUUUCAAGAGAAACCUAGCAAUGGGAAUCAACACUGAUUUUGGAGGCAAUUUCACAGCUGAAGAUGAGCGGACAUUAAAAGUUAAGAAUGCAUUGUUUGCUGCAGAUGACAAGAAUGAAAUUGAAGAUGACGGUGAAAAUAUUAACAUAGCUUGGAAUGAUGAUGAUGAGAUGGAAAUAGAUGAGGAAGAAGAAAGUUCCCCUCUCAAGGUCUUUCUGGAAUCUUAUAAUUUGCUGGACCUUCACGUCACACUUUUGAGAGAGAAGAUAGACUUAGAUUCUCUUCUUCUAUGUUCUAAUGAAGAUCUGCAGAGCAUAAACAUACAACUUGGUCCGAGAAAGAAGCUCCUGAGUGCAGUAGAAAAAAGAAAUCAAAUUCUGAAAAAUCCAGGAAAGAUAACAGACACUAAGUUAUGAAGUUGUAA